This is a messenger RNA of Poecile atricapillus (Black-capped chickadee), 2381 nucleotides long. RefSeq names its product sestrin 2 (gene SESN2). Gene Ontology annotation, cellular component: nucleus. Lineage: Eukaryota; Metazoa; Chordata; Aves; Passeriformes; Paridae. Gene Ontology annotation, biological process: cellular response to leucine starvation; negative regulation of TORC1 signaling; positive regulation of macroautophagy. The coding region runs from base 39 to 1457 and encodes 472 amino acids. Gene Ontology annotation, molecular function: oxidoreductase activity, acting on peroxide as acceptor; L-leucine binding. The record is from RefSeq and is a predicted model, not a curated record. The transcript is spliced from 10 exons.
CUCCAUCCCCGCUGUCCCCACCGCCCAGCCCCAGGGUGAUGCUGUUCGCCGGCUCGCCGUGCAGCCCCGCGGGGCCGGGGGAGCAGCGGGGCUGCGGGGCCCGGCGGGGCGGCCAGGAAAGAGGAAUCAAGGCUCCCCGGGAGCUGGCGAGGAGCCCCAGCACCUUCAUUCCCCUGGGAGAGAUCCCGCAGGAAGGUGGGGAGAGCCUGCACCAGCUCCUUGAGGCCUUCCUCUCAGCAGGCAGAGUGGACCACAUCGCCAUGGUGAUGGGGCUGCACCCCCAGUACCUCAGCAUUUUCUGGAAGACCCAGUACCUCCUGCUGCGCAUGGAUGGGCCCCUGCCCUACCACAAGCGCCACUACAUUGCCAUCAUGGCAGCAGCCCGGCACCGCUGCUCCUACCUGGUGGGGUUGCACAUGGGGGAGUUCCUGCAGGUGGGGGGAGACCCUGCGUGGCUGCAGGGGCUGCACUGCGCCCCUCAAAAACUCCGGAACCUCAAUGAGAUCAACAAGCUGCUGGCGCACCGGCCCUGGCUCAUCACCAAAGAGCACAUUGAGGCUCUGCUGAAGCCGGGGGAGGACAGCUGGUCGCUGGCAGAGCUGGUGCAGGCGCUGGUGCUCCUCACCCACUACCACUCGCUUGCAUCCUUUGUCUUCGGCUGCGGCAUCAAGCGCGAGGAGGACCAGGAUGUGGGGAGCAGCUGCUGGGCCCCCUCACCUCACAGCAACAGCAGCCCUGCCUCUGAUGACAGCAUGGGGGGCUCUGGGGGCACAGAUGCCGUGCAGGAGGUGGAGGUGCUGAUGGAGAGGAUGAAGCUGCUGCAGGAACACCAGCUGGAGGAGGAAGGAGUCACACAGGAGGAGAUGGCGACACGCUUCGAGCUGCAGAAGACGGAGAGUUUGCUGGUCCCUUCCUCAGGUAUUUUGGAUCCCUCCCUGCAGUCCAACAUCCGCUGCUUCCUGGAGGAUCCUGAAUUUGGAUACAAGGACUUCACACGGAGGGGGGAGCAGGCCCCCCCCACUUUCCGUGCACAGGAUUACACCUGGGAGGACCACGGCUACUCGCUGAUCAACCGCCUGUACCCCGACAUGGGGCAGCUCCUGGAUGAGAAGUUCCAGGUGGUUUACAACCUGACCUACAACACCAUUGCCAUGCACUGUGGCGUGGACACCUCCGUGCUGCGCCGGGCCAUCUGGAACUACGUCCACUGCGUCUUCGGCAUCCGCUAUGAUGACUAUGACUAUGGGGAGGUCAACCAGCUCCUGGAGCGCAACUUAAAGAUCUACAUCAAGACAGUGGCUUGCUACCCGGAGAAGACAACCAAGCAGAUCUACACACAGUCCUGGAGGCACUUCAAACACUCAGAGAAGGUGCACAUCAACCUGCUGCUGCUGGAGGCACGGAUGCAGGCGGCUCUGCUCUACGCCCUCAGGGCUGUCACCCGCUACAUGACCUGAGCUGCCUCUGCCCUCUCCUCCUGCUCCUGCCCUGGCUGCCUGGGCAAGGCUGGGGGGCAGCUGGUACCCUGAAAAUUCAUCUGGAGUGUUGUCUCCCUGCUUAAUGGGCUUAGAGCUGUGGAAGUAAAGUGGGAGUUUCCCUGCACGUUCUUCUAGGUAAGGGGAGCUCCCAAGAAGCUGUUGGGGCUGGGAAGACCCCAAAGUGCUGCCCUGGGCUUGGCAGAGCUGUGAGUGCUCCACUGCUCUGUUUUUGGGGUUAGCCUGAGUGAAGCCAAACUGGGACAUCUGUGGGUGCAGUGCUGGUGUUACACCCCUGUGACAGGUCCUGGCACCAAGGCUGCCACUGAAGAGGACUUGUCCCCCUGCCAGGGAUGGCCAGAGGAUAUCAUGGGCUUCAUCCCUGUUUUCUGGGUCCUGCUGUGCUGGGAGACACGGUGCUGCCCAGGAACCCCUCCCCACCUUUCUGCCUCAUCCCUGCAGUUUGGGAUGUGAAGUGCCUUUAACCUUAGUGCCAGGGCAGGAGCAGGGAAAGGGUAGGAAUAACUGUGUUUUAAGCCUUUUGGCAUUGUUUUCCAACCGCUGGCACAUCUCCUCUGCCUCAGCUUUAGCUGUGCUGGGGCAUCAGGCUCCCUCAGCCCCUCUCCUGCUGUGAGGGUGGCAGGGUGGGAUGGGGUGACCAUGGCUUCAUCCAGAUAUGCCAGAGAAUUCCCAGCAGCACAGGUUGCCAUGGAGGUGCCUGUUGGGGGAGCAGGAGCCAGGGCCAGCAGCAUCACCACCUUUGGUUUGGCUGUUGAAUCACAGGUCCAUUUAAGUUAUUUCUGUAUUUUUUGGAUAUAUUAACUCCUGACUAGGCAUGGAAAUGCCUCUGUAACUUUGCUAUUAAUCUUGUUUGAAAAAAAUAAAAUAGUUCUUUUUUUAUUCUUU